AUGGUGAGAAUACAGGGGAUGAUGGCUGACAGUCGGUGCUGGCUCUCGAGCGUGUGGCUUCUGCUGACCCUGCUGUACUCUUUUCACUGUGUGGCAGACUGCUUGGUGCCAUAUGACCAUAACAACAGAGGAAACUUGGAAAUACACAAACGAGAUGUUUCUAGAGGCGGGCCUGUCAGACUGGUGAAUGGAAAUAAAGCUUGUGAAGGUCGCCUGGAGAUCUUGUACGAGGGAGAAUGGGGCACUGUGUGUGAUGACGACUGGGACAUGGUAGAUGCCAGUGUGGUGUGUCGCCAGCUAGGAUGUGGACAACCUCAAGCCAAACGCACUACGGCAUAUUUUGGUCCAGGAACAGGUCCAAUCCUGAUCGAUAACGUGGAAUGCGAUGGAUUCGAAGCUGAACUUGGCCAGUGCAGAAAUGCGGGAUGGGGUGUUCACAAUUGCUCCCAUUAUGAGGAUGUUGGUGUUCAGUGUAAAGAAAUGCCAUCGAGGGGGAAGGAUUUUGGAGAGUUCACCACCCCAUGGCCCACUUCAGCUGGACUUGGUGUGUCCAAUGGUGAUAUUCGCCUUAUGAAUGGGAGCCAUGAGUGCGAGGGCCGGGUGGAGAUCUUCUACAAUGGCGUUUGGGGAACAGUGUGUGAUGACGACUGGUCCAUGAAUAACGCACAUGUGGUGUGCUGGCAGCUGAACUGUGGGGUGGCUCUCGCUUAUCGUGACAGGGCAUAUUUUCAACGAGGAACUGGGGAAAUCUUCUUGGACAAUGUGAACUGCUACGGAUAUGAGGAUAAGUUAGAAAAAUGCCCACACUUAGGCUGGGGCACACACAACUGUGGCCAUCAUGAGGAUGCUGGUGUGACUUGUGCUGGUUAUAAAACAACACAACCAAGUGAAACUGGAGUCACAGCAGUUACAGACCAAGUUACUGUGACUAACAAUGCAAAUACAAUAACUUCACCAACCAUUGCUACUUCCACGCCUAACACCUCUCCUCCAACUACUGCCUCCUCUACUGCCUCCUCUACUGCCUCCACUACUAAUGCCGCCACUACUACUGCUGCCACUACUACUGCUGCCACUACUACGGAUACCAUCAUUGCUUCCACUACAACUAUUGCCCCUACUACCACCAGUGCUGCUACAACUCCUAAUAUUCCUACUACCACCAUUGCUCCCACUACCACCACUAAUGCUCCUACUACCACCAGUGCUGCUACUACUACAAUCCCUGCCAUCUCCGCCACUACUGGUACCUCUGCUACUACAGGUAAAUCCGGUGGCAACAGAGAUCUUUUUCCCUCCUCAGCUACUCCCACAGCCACCACAAUUACCACAAAAGCACCUACCACUGUUAAGUUGCCAGCACCUAUUCGAUUGGUGAAUGGUGCUGAUAGAUGCCAGGGCAGAGUGGAAAUCAUGUACUUGGGCAAUUGGGGCACAGUGUGUGAUGACGGCUGGCAGUUAGAUAAUGCUGUGGUAGUGUGUAAACAGCUCCAGUGUGGUAGUGCUGUUGCGGCCCUGAGCCAGGCUGCUUAUGGGGCUGGUGUUGGUCAGAUCUGGUUGGACAACGUGCAGUGCCGUGGGACUGAGGCAGGCCUGUCUUUCUGCUCACACUUGGGCAUAGCACAACAUAACUGUAAUCACAAUGAAGAUGCUGCAGUCAUCUGUAACAUGAGUGAAAUAUCACAUCAAUCUGGGGAACUUGCUCAUAACUUGGCAGCACCAGGAGUACUGACUCCUAAACCAGUGACAACAGCUCCUCCAACCACACCUCCCUCAGGAACUCUUAGGCUUGUUGGUGGGCACCAUUCCUGUGAGGGGCGUGUAGAGGUGUACCUCCAGUAUGAGUGGGGUACAGUGUGCGAUGAUGCAUGGGACCUCCCGGAUGCACAAGUGGUUUGUCGUCAGGUGGGCUGUGGUCAGGCUGUAGAAGCCGUGCCACAGGCCAGGUUUGGGGCUGGGACUGGAACAAUCCAACUGGACAAUCUCAAGUGCUUGGGCUCAGAAAGCUCUUUAAUGAAAUGCUCCUACAUACCAUGGAACGUGCACAACUGUGACCACAGUGAAGACGCUGGUGUAGUCUGCCAGAUGCUGUGACCUAAUCAGAACCACUCUCAGCCGUGACUCCAGACUGGUGUGCCAAACU
Messenger RNA from Periophthalmus magnuspinnatus, 2143 nucleotides. RefSeq names its product deleted in malignant brain tumors 1 protein (gene ssc4d). The transcript is spliced from 11 exons. Gene Ontology annotation, cellular component: membrane. The record is from RefSeq and is a predicted model, not a curated record. The coding region runs from base 1 to 2094 and encodes 697 amino acids. NCBI's taxonomy places the organism in Eukaryota, Metazoa, Chordata, Actinopteri, Gobiiformes, Gobiidae.